Molecule: messenger RNA, 1863 nt
Organism: Mesorhabditis spiculigera
Lineage: Eukaryota; Metazoa; Nematoda; Chromadorea; Rhabditida; Rhabditidae
Source: the annotation of a GenBank genome assembly
AUGCCCUCCGACGCAAGGAAAGCGAGGCAAGCCGCGAAGAAAGGUGGCGGCCGGGGAAAGGGCCCCCAAAUCAAACCGGAUGCGAAGGCGUCGGUGGGGGAGGAACAGCUCCUCGACGAUGUCGACGCUGUAGACGAGCCCGACAAUGUGGACGCGGCGGCCGCGAUGCUCGCCAAAAUUGAGCUCGACAAUGCAAAGGCGCGCAGCGUCGCCGGUGCGCUCACAUCGAACCCGAAAUCCGUCGAUGUUAAGGUCGAAGGGCUGACCGUCACGUUUCACGGCCGCGAGAUCGUUACCGACACCAAGCUCGAGCUGAACAUGGGCCGCCGCUACGGGCUGAUCGGACUGAAUGGAUCUGGCAAAUCCACGAUCAUGCAGUCGAUUUACAACCGCGAGAUGCCGCUGCCUGACCAUCUGGACAUGUUCAUGGUAUCACGUGAGAUGGAAGCAUCGACCAAGACCGCUCUGCAAGCUGUCGUCGACGUCGAUGAGGAGCGCAAGCAUCUGGAAAAGCUCUCCGAGGAGUUGGCUGCUUGUGAUGAUGAUGAGUCGCAGCAAAAGCUGAUGGACAUCUACGAGCGACUCGACGAGAUGGAUGCAGACUUGGCCGAGGCGAAGGCCGCAAAUAUUCUUCACGGGCUCGGCUUCUCGAAGACGAUGCAGGCCAAGAAGUGCAAGGAUUUCUCUGGUGGUUGGAGGAUGCGGAUCGCGCUCGCGCGUGCGCUGUUCCUAAAGCCGUCGUUGCUACUGCUCGACGAGCCGACGAACCACUUGGAUCUCGAAGCUUGCGUGUGGCUCGAAGAAGAGCUCGCCAAGUACAAACGAUGCUUACUGAUCGUCUCUCACUCUCAAGAUUUCAUGAACGGUGUCUGCACAAACAUCAUCCAUCUUUUCCAGCGUCAGCUGGUUUAUUUUGGGGGAAACUACGAUUCGUUCAUCAAGACGCGAGAGGAACUCCUGGAGAACCAGAUCAAGCGUUACAAUUGGGAGCAGUCUCAACUACAGAACAUGAAAGACUACGUUGCACGAUUCGGUCACGGCUCGGCGAAACUGGCGCGACAAGCGCAAUCCAAGGAGAAGACGAUGGCAAAGAUGAUCGCCGGCGGUCUGACGGAAAAAGCCGUUCAGGAAACGGUAAAACAAUUCUACUUUUUCGACGCCGGCGAGAUCCCGCCGCCCGUCAUUAUGGUGCAGCACGUGUCGUUCCGCUACAAUGAAAAGACGCCUUGGAUCUACCAUGACAUCGAUUUUGGCAUCGAUCUCGACACACGUAUCGCCCUCGUCGGCCCGAACGGAGCCGGCAAGUCGACGCUGUUGAAGUUGAUUUGCAACGAUGUGCUGCCCACCGACGGGCUCAUCAGGCGGCACUCUCACUGCAAAAUCGGCCGCUACCAUCAGCAUCUCCACGAAGAGCUGCCCUUGGACCUGUCGGCGCUCGAGUUCAUGAUGACGUCUUUCCCGGAGGUGAAGGAGAAGGAGGAGAUGCGCAAGAUCGUCGGCCGCUAUGGCAUUACUGGCCGCGAGCAGGUGUGCCCAAUGAAACAACUGUCAGAUGGGCAGCGCUGUCGCGUCUCAUUCGCAUGGCUGGCUUGGCAACAGCCGCAUCUACUCCUCCUCGACGAACCGACGAAUCAUCUCGACAUGGAAUCCAUCGACGCGCUGGCUGAAGCGAUCAACUGCUUUGCCGGCGGCCUCAUUCUCGUCUCUCACGACUUCCGACUGGUUUCUCAGGUGGCAAAAGAAGUCUGGGUGUGCGACAAGCAGACGAUCACCAAGUGGGAGGGCGGCAUCAUGAGCUACAAGGAGCACCUGCGCAAGGAGCUCGAACGGGAGCGCAAACGCCGCGAGAAGCUCACCGAACGC